Penicillium odoratum is the source of this 267-nucleotide messenger RNA. RefSeq lists its product as uncharacterized. The record is from RefSeq and is a predicted model, not a curated record. The transcript has a single exon. The coding region runs from base 1 to 267 and encodes 88 amino acids. NCBI's taxonomy places the organism in Eukaryota, Fungi, Ascomycota, Eurotiomycetes, Eurotiales, Aspergillaceae.
AUGCCUCUAAACAACUCCCAAGACAACGGCGUAACAGGCGCCGCCAAAUUCACUACUUCGACUGUUGGAAACAUCGUCGGUGGACUGAGUCGCACAGUGGGCGGCGUCACUGGUGCCGCAACGCGCGGAAUCGGUGAUACUUUCACCAGCGCUACGGGAAGCACGGGCAAGCCCGUUGGCGAUGCACUGGGAAGUGUAGGAACAGGAGUUGAGGACGGCGCGAAGAGAGUUGCAAAGGGAGUUGAAGAUGCUGGGCAGUGGAGAUAA